This is a messenger RNA of Selaginella moellendorffii, 663 nucleotides long. RefSeq lists its product as uncharacterized. NCBI's taxonomy places the organism in Eukaryota, Viridiplantae, Streptophyta, Lycopodiopsida, Selaginellales, Selaginellaceae. The transcript is spliced from 2 exons. The record is from RefSeq and is a predicted model, not a curated record. Bases 33 to 581 code for a protein of 182 amino acids.
CCAAGCAAUAUUAGAAGAUUAAAUCGAAGAAAAUGGCAAAAUCAAGCAUAGCAUUCAUUCUCCCACUUGCAUGCCUCCUGCUUGCGAGUGCUGUUCAUGUUUCAGCUUUAGACAAUGAUGUUAGUGGAGACCUCUCUGGCACUAUGAGAUCUCUAAAGACGGUGCUUCCUACAAAUGGAACUUCAUCAAACAUUGGUGUCCCAUUGGAUCUAGUUGACAAAGUACUUGGAAUUGUCACUCAAGUUAUAGCUAGUUUAAAGGCCCUCGUCCUCAAAGUUCCCUUGCUGUGUGUCAUCCUUUAUCCAGUGAUUAUCAUCCUUGAGAUCAUUGUGAUCUACAUCCCUGGUGGCUACCCUUGCCCAAUUAUCAUUGGCGUCAUCUGCAAGUAUCUGGGCAAUGCCAUUCCUGUGUGGACUCCAAUCAAGUUCAUCAAAGUUGAUCUAACGGUUAUCUUGAGCCUCACCGCAACUAUCAAGCUUCUGCAGAGUGUGAUUAUCCUUGUUACUCCAAACAGCUGCAUUUUCCUUGUGCUGAGUGCAGUGGUUAGUAUCCUUAAGUCGGUGCUUGCAUUACUCUAUUAAGCUGUAAUAGCGAAAUGCAAAUGCAAAAUGCAAAAUGUUUAGAAUAAACAAUCAAAUAAAACUAUACUAAUAUUAUUGAUCA